CCAUUUUCUUCCCCAAAGUAUUUUUCUCUGCGUUUUCCACCAUCUCCAUUGCUACUAUUUUCUCUUGUCGGUCCGCUAACUUCACCCAUCUCACUGCCGUGUUAACGCCGUCCAAUCAAACAUAUUCCUGCCUGAUUACUGUUGACGAUUGCCGAAAUCAACGAGGUUACCUUGUCUGCAAAUGCUAUUUGUUUUAGGUUUUUACGCAUGAAGAUUGAUGAUUUUUAUCCUAUAUCGACGGGAAUUGGAAUGUGGUCGAGAAAUUGUACUUGCAGUCUGAAAGAAUCUAUAGUUGUACGCCUGUGACCUGGAAAUUUUUCCGCCUUCCGAUUAAAGCUAUGCUGAACAGAUUACAAAUUAGGCUAUGUGCUUUUCAAAAGCCACACUUGUUCCCCAGUUUCAUACACUGUUAUACUACCGAUAGUCAUGGGUCAGAAUCUGAAACUGAGUGGGAGAGAUUGCUCAAACCUUUUGACCUCGAAAUUUUACGGAAAUCGCUCAAUAAGAUUACUCCCUUUCAGCUGAAUAAAUUGCUACAGCUCCCACUCGACGUGCCCACGUCAAUGGAGUUGUUUCAGUGGGCUAGUGGUCAGAAGAGCUAUCGUCAUUCUUUCGACGUGUACUAUACUCUUAUUGAUAAAGUCGGUACAGAGAAGGAGUUUAAGGUCAUUGACAGCUUGUUACUGCAGAUGAAAGCAGAAGGAAUAGUUUUUAGAGAGUCAAUUUUCAUUAUGAUCAUGAGGCACUACGGAAGAGCUGGUUUGCCCGGUCGAGCGACAAGUCUGCUCUUUGAAAUGAGGAGUACCUUUUCAUGCGAACCCACAUUUAAAUGUUACAACGUUGUUUUGGACGUUCUGUUAGCUGGUAACUGUCCCAAAGUAGCUCCAAAUGUUAUUUACGAUAUGUUGAGCAAGGGAAUCUCCCCUACUGUUUUCACUUUUGCAACGGUAAUAAAAGCUCUUUGUGCGGUGAAUGAGAUUGACUCCGCAUGUUCCCUCCUCAGGGAUAUGACAAAGCACGGGUGUGCACCGAAUUCAAUAGUGUAUCAGACACUUAUACAUGCACUGGCUUGUGCUAAUAGAGUGAACGAUGCUUGGAAGCUUUUGGAGGAGAUGCUUUUUGGGGAUUGUGCACCAGAUGUAAAUACAUUCAAUGACGUCAUAAUCGGCCUUUGUCGUGUUGAUCGUGUUCUUGAAGCUGCCAAACUGGUUGAUCGGAUGCUUGUUCGGGGUUUCUCACCUGAUGAGAUAACUUACGGAAAUUUGAUGCAAGGCCUAUGCAAAACAGGUCGAGUAGACGAAGCAAAGUUGCUGCUGAAGAAAGUGCCGAACCCCAAUAUUGUCAUGUACAAUACUUUGAUCAACGGGUAUAUGACAAACGGUCGUUUUGAAGAAGCAAAAGCUGUAUUAGAUGAGAGUAUGGUUAGCACUGGUUGCAAACCAGAUAUUUAUACCUAUAACAUUCUAAUUCAUGGCCUUUGCAAGAAGGGGUUAUUAUCCUCCGCACAUCAAGUAGUAAACGAGAUAUCAGUCAAGGGUACCGAGCCAAAUGUGAUAACCUACACCAUUUUGAUCGACGGUUUCUGUAAAAAAGGGCGGUUAAAGGAAGCUGAAGAUAUCAUAGGUGAGAUGUCUAAUAAAGGUCUUUGCCUGAAUACGGUUGGGUACAACUGUCUAAUCUCUGCUUUAUGCAGGGACGGACAAGUACACGAGGCACAGGAGCUGUUCCGUGAUAUGCCGAGUAAAGGAUGUAAACCUGAUGUUUUUACCUUCAAUUCAUUGAUAUAUGGGCUGACCAAAGUCGACAACAUGAAAGAUGCCCUAUGCAUGUAUCGAGAUAUGUACAUGGACGGAGUCAUUGCUAAUACCGUGACCUACAAUACGCUGAUUCAUGCUUUCUUGAGGAGAAGGGCAACCGAAGAAGUAUUCAAGAUCGUAAAUGAUAUGCUCUUCCGAGGGUUUUCUUUGGACAAGUUUACGUACACUGGCCUUAUAAAAGCACUCUGUGAAGAUGGGGCUUUUGAGAAAGCUUCGGGACUCUUUGAGGAAAUGUUGAGCAAGGGAACAAGUGCUAAUAACCUACCGUGCAAUAUACUGAUCAGUAGUUUAUGCAGAGCUGGUAAGAUAGAAAAGGCACGUGAGUUUCUCAAAGAGAUGAUUUGCCGAGGAUUAAAACCCGAUGUAGUUGUGUAUAACCAUCUUAUAAGUGGUCUGUGCAAGAUGGGGCGGAUCGAAGAAGCUUAUAACUUAUUCGAGAAAUUGAAGAGUGAAGGUAUUUGUGCAGAUGCCGUCACUUAUAAUAUCUUGAUUGGUUCGUACUGUAAAGCAGGCUUGUUUAAUGAAGCGUAUGCUCUUUUGGAUAGAGGAGUGGUCGGCGGUUUGGUACCAAGUACCGUAACGUGGCAUAUACUAGUUACAAAUCUGUUGAAAAGGGUAACGAGGAGAGUGGAGCGUUUAUAGUAUCGCUAACGAAGGUCACAUUCUCUGGUAAAAUUGUCAUGUAAGAAGGAGCAAUUGGCUGAAUGUUUAGAGUCUGUUUUGAGUUGCA
Messenger RNA from Erythranthe guttata (spotted monkey flower), 2547 nucleotides. RefSeq names its product Pentatricopeptide repeat (PPR) superfamily protein. Gene Ontology annotation, biological process: RNA processing; mitochondrion organization. The record is from RefSeq and is a predicted model, not a curated record. Gene Ontology annotation, molecular function: protein binding; mRNA binding. Lineage: Eukaryota; Viridiplantae; Streptophyta; Magnoliopsida; Lamiales; Phrymaceae. Gene Ontology annotation, cellular component: mitochondrion.